Molecule: messenger RNA, 4581 nt
Organism: Frankliniella occidentalis (western flower thrips)
Lineage: Eukaryota; Metazoa; Arthropoda; Insecta; Thysanoptera; Thripidae
Gene: rdx
Product: protein roadkill
Exons: 10
Coding region: 399-1850 (483 amino acids)
Biological process (GO): regulation of proteolysis; proteasome-mediated ubiquitin-dependent protein catabolic process
Cellular component (GO): cytoplasm; nucleus
Molecular function (GO): ubiquitin protein ligase binding
Source: RefSeq, a predicted model, not a curated record
CUCCCUCUCCUCCGCCAGUACGGCACGGUACGGCGCAGCGAGCGGACACGCGUGUGGACGUGACGCUCCGGCUCUGGUGUCUGCAGGGCGCGUGUCUGUCUGGGAUCGUCGUCGUGCGGGUCGUGCUCGACAACAGUGUGCUGUGUCGCGUGUGGUUGUGCAGUGCAGUGUGCCAAUGUGCUCCUAGUGUGCUAUCCUGGUGAUGAAUGCCCUGGUGGUGAUGCAUAAAGUGUGAAUUGUGCCAACAAGUGAGCCCCAUAUUGGAUUACACCGCCUCCUCGACGCGCGCCCCCGUGCGCCCCAGCGGCCCCAGUGUGCGCGCUGCCCGCACUCCGGCUCCCACUGUCCCCGGGAAGGCUUUUACAGUGGAAUUGUUCAAAUUGGAUUUCAAUGUUAGGAUGGCCCUGGCGAGCACUUUGGUGUGCUCAUGCCUGCGGCCCGAAUUGUGCCCCUGUUCCGAAUUGGUGGCCACACGUAGACUGUUCAGGGUGUCCCGACAGCCACCGCAGCCCGCCACUACUCCUCAGCCCUCUCAGCAACAGCCCUCCACUCAGCAACAGCCCUCUGCUCAGCAACAGCCCUCUGCUCAGCAACAGCCCUCUGCUCAGCAACAGCCUUCUGCUCAGCAGCAGCCCUCCGCUCAGCCAGCCGUCGAGCGGCUGCCGGUGGUGAGCGACUGUUCGCCGCCGACGGCUCGCGUCACCUCCAAUCAUACGGGGUCCAGCAUGGCUGUGUCCCGAGUACCGAGCCCAGCACCUCCGGAAGUCAACACGCCAGUCGCCGAAAAUUGGUGCUACACACAGGUUAAGGUGGUCAAAUUCAGCUACAUGUGGACCAUUAAUAACUUCAGUUUCUGCAGAGAGGAGAUGGGGGAAGUUCUCAAAUCAUCCACUUUCUCAGCGGGAGCAAAUGAUAAACUAAAAUGGUGUUUACGAGUAAAUCCUAAAGGCUUGGAUGAAGAAAGUAAAGAUUAUCUAUCACUAUAUUUACUUCUAGUCUCUUGUAACAAAUCAGAAGUUCGAGCAAAAUUUAAGUUCUCCAUAUUAAAUGCCAAGAGAGAGGAGACCAAAGCAAUGGAAAGUCAGCGGGCAUACAGAUUUGUCCAGGGAAAAGAUUGGGGUUUCAAGAAAUUUAUUCGUAGAGAUUUCUUGUUAGAUGAAGCUAAUGGAUUAUUGCCUGAUGACAAACUAACAAUAUUUUGUGAGGUGAGUGUUGUAGCAGACAGUGUCAACAUCUCUGGACAAUCAAAUACAGUUCAAUUUAAGGUCCCAGAAUGCAGACUGUCGGAUGAUAUGGGCCUUUUAUUUGAGAACCAAAAGUUUAGUGAUGUUACUCUCUCUGUGUGUGGGAGAGAAUUCCAAGCACACAAAGCCAUACUUGCAGCACGGAGUCCUGUGUUUGCUGCCAUGUUUGAACACGAAAUGGAAGAAAGAAAACACAACCGUGUUGCAAUAAUGGAUGUAGACCAUGAAGUUUUAAGAGAAAUGCUGAGGUUCAUUUACACGGGGAAAGCAGCAAACCUUGAAAAAAUGGCUGAUGAUUUAUUAGCAGCAGCAGACAAAUAUGCACUAGAAAGGCUAAAAGUAAUGUGUGAAGAAGCAUUAUGUACCAACUUAUCAAUAGAAAAUGCAGCAGAGACCUUAAUACUUGCAGAUCUGCAUAGUGCAGAUCAACUGAAAGCUCAAGCAAUUGAUUUUAUCAAUACGCAUGCAACAGAUGUCAUGGACACCUCCGGCUGGAAAGCAAUGAUUCAGUCACAUCCCCACUUAAUUGCAGAGGCAUUCCGAGCUCUUGCAACCCAACAAAUACCUCCCGUCGGACCUCCUCGAAAACGUGUCAAAUCAAGCUGAAAACAGCCCUCUGUGGUGGGGGACCCCAAAAAGUGUUGACUCUCUGUGGAUGAUGUGCUGGGAGCCUAAAUCUAGACUUCCCAUGUAAUUGUCCAAGCAACUCUACCCUCCACCUCAGAAUGUGGCCAUACUGGACUUUUCUGUGCCACCCUAUUGCCAGUAGUGCUGGUAUCCCUGUGAUGCUGACCUCCAUUAGACCUGUAAUAGAUCUCCCCAAGCAAUAAAACAUCUCUCCAUUGUGGACCUCCGCUUUUUGAGUACUGUUGUGUGACUAGCGCACUUGUACAACUCACAAAUUAUUUUUCUUUCCUUAGAUGGAAGUUAAGUUUUAACUUUUUGUGGCGCCACAUGUAUUUAAAGACUAGUGUUCCAAUCUUAAUCAUAAAUCCUCUCUCUGCCAAAGCCUCUUCCUUUGUAAGUGUCAUUAUGUUCCCAUUGCAUAACACUGUAGCUACACAGGUCUAACUAAUAGGCUCUUUUCGACCUGAUCUCUGAUUGCUGUAAUUUUGAAUAAAUACAUGUAGGGUUAAUAAAUUAUCUUAUUGACUAUGUUAAUAAUUUGUGUAAAGUGUGUUCAUGACCUGUGAGGUUCAGUGUUGUGCCGUGGAGCUGUGGUCUUUUGAAUUAAGUCAGGCAGCAGAGAUAUGACUGUGGAGAUCAUUCCCCAGCCUGUGGCUCCCUGGCCGUCUGGACCAGAUCUUACUGCAUUGUGUGUGAUAUAUCAAUGGUGGCAUGUACUUCACUUGUUUUAGCUCUAUUGAUUACUGUUUUUCUAAAUCAUUUUUUGGCUUUAGAUUAUAUUAUAGAGAAAUUGGUCCUCCCUCCUGUUUUUUUGUUGUUUUUUUUAUUAUUAUUUUUUUUGUUCUUAUAUGAUGACAUUUCAGUUUCAUGAAUAUUGAAAGUGCAUUUAUGUAUGUGAAUAACAUUUUGUCAAAAAUUGUAAGUGCUCAGAACAGAACAUCAUUUGUAGCAAGUGGAAACAUGUUAUUGGUGUAGUGAUUUAUUUUAAUCACCUCACUGCUUACAUUGAAAAUUUCUGUGAUUUAAUGUAGUAUAAAAAAAGAGAUUACUAAUUUGAAAGCUGUUGAUAAUCAAAAGCUUUUUGAUGAGUAAAUUUGCAAGGACAAUGUGUAAGGGCUCAAAUUUGUUAGGCCUGCUCCUUGCAAUUUAGGCACAUGAUGUUGCGAGGGUCUCUUUGAGGGCUGGUCAUCUGUUCCAUGUCUUGAAACAGAAUGAGCGCAGUGUGGUGGAGGCAGUCUGUGUUAAAUAAACUGUAUAUAGCUAGCAAAGGUGCAUCCUAAUUUGAUUUAGGGCCUUUUAAUUGGCCUUUGUCAUGCCCUGUAAAUAACAAUUCAGAAUGCAUCUUUGCUUAAUAGAAUACAUAAACCAACCAUUGAUCUCUUAACCAGUUUUGCCUCCAAUUUGAAACAGGAGUGUAAUCAAUGUUACCUCACAACAUUAUUUGUUCAAUUUUUUAUUAUUAUUUUUCCCCUUUAUUUUGUGCUGUAAAAUGCUUGUCUUUCGUAAAGACUUAGAGUGAUUUGCAAAAAGCUGGAGUGAAAGCUAUGAAUAUAUGUUAGAGUGUAUGUGUGUGUGUUAGUGUGUGCGUGAGAGAGACAGAGGAUGCAAGAGUAUAGACUGAGAGCUGUACUACUCUCAAAUUCGAUGUCUCCAUCUUAUAGUAUGAUCUUUGGCAAUACCAUCAAAUGAAUUUUGCAUGUGUCAAAAAACAUGGCUGUGCCAAUUAGUCUCUUUUGAUAGUUUCUAAUAUCACAUCUGUGUUUUUACAAAAUCGCAAUUGAGAGUUGUGAGUCUCAUGUUUAAACCUGUUUGAAUGUGCUUUUUGCAUCAGAGUAGGUUUUUGAAAGAUAGCGUUUUGUCCCCCCCUCCCCCCUUUUUUUUCUCUUUUUUUUUUCAAAUAUUUUGAUUUGGUCUGAGUAGAUUAAGUGUUGGCAAGCAGUGGUAUCAGCGCCAAUCAAUUCAUGGUAUGAGCAGUUGCUCCAGAGUGAUUUGUAAACAGUCAAUUCCAGUCACUAUUAGAAUAUUGAAUUCCUUUUUCCCCAACGUUGCUUUCAAGGUUGUUGGUACCUUUUUAAGUUCAUUUGAACUAACCUGAUGAACUUGGUUGUUCAAUGAUUUUAUCACAAAUUGCCUCAGUUGUACAUAAAUUUAUUGAUGGCAAGGAGUUAAAUUCACAUACCAUAAUGGGAAUGGCUUUGUCAUUGUCCAUGAAUUACCAAAGAUUCAAAGUGAAAUGUGAAUGCUGCUCCUUGUAUGUUGUUUAGGUUACCACAACCUUGAUGGUCAAGUAAAUUUUGAACUUUACAAAGCAGAUUGUAACAAAGUUUAGCGGAGAAGUUCCCUGCAACAUGGAGUACUGCUCUUAAACAUGUGGCAGGAUGUGCGUCCAUAAUUGUUGUUUAUUAUCAUGCACCUCAGCAAUACUGCCCUUGUUGGAAACUGUUCCCCAUUAUUGCAAUGGCCUGCCCGAAACACCUGUAUGCCAUAACAUGUACUGUGAUAACUGUUUUAUUUUUUUCCUCUUAAACUGGAGUUGAUUCCUUGUUCAUUGUAAGUAAAUACCCACCUCGACAUACCUUCCGGAAAAAUGUCGGUAUCACGGCAGCACACUGUGAAUGAAUUGUCUGCUGUGUGGGAUUUUCACUGUGCAAAGUAAUGUUUGAAAUUUUAGGAUUAAGUGUGAAUUAAAAAAAUGAACAUUCACUGUAAA